AUGCUGAGAAAGGGAGAGUGGGUGUGGUUGGACUCGGGCAUCGGGGUGCCCAUCGGAGCCCGGGUCAAAGUAACAUCAUCUGGUCACCGGUUACUGGUGGACGAUGAGGGGAAGGAACAGAAACUAUCCAAGGAGCAGGAAGCCUCCCUCAAGAUCAUGCACCCUACGUCAGUGGAGGGGGUGGAUGACAUGAUCAAACUGGGAGACAUGAACGAGGCCGGCCUCCUCCGAAAUCUGCUGCUCCGACACAAAAAGGGAAUCAUCUAUACCUACACAGGCUCAGUGCUGGUGGCAGUGAACCCAUACCAGGAUUAUCCUUUAUACUCACCAGAGACGGUCAAGUUGUACCAUGGUCGAAAGCUCGGGGAACUCCCUCCACACAUCUUUGCCAUCUCCGAAGCCUGCUACUUUAACAUGAAGCGCCAUCUCAGGAACCAGUGCUGCAUCAUCAGUGGGGAGUCAGGAGCAGGGAAGACCGAGAGCACCAAGCUGAUCUUGCAGUACUUUGCAGCAGUCAGCGGUGUGCUUUCUGAACACCAUGUUGAAAAGCAGAUCCUAGAGUCUAACCCAAUACUAGAAGCCUUUGGAAAUGCUAAAACAGUCCGCAAUGACAAUUCCAGUCGCUUUGGGAAAUAUUUGGAGAUCUUCUUCACAAAGGACGGAGUGAUUGAAGGUGCUCGUGUGGAGCAAUAUCUUCUUGAGAAGUCUCGUGUCUGCCAUCAGGCACCAGAAGAACGAAACUACCACAUCUUUUACUGCAUGCUGGCAGGAAUUUCAGCUGAAGAGAAGAAAACUCUGCGCCUCAAAGAUUCCAAAGACUACAAGUUCCUCACGAAGGGUGACUGUAUCAGGUGUGAUGGUAGAGAAGAUGCCAAAGAUUACCGCCAUAUUCUUUCUGCUAUGAAAAUCCUGACAUUCUCAGAUAGCCAAUGUCAGGAAAUCCUCAAGCUGCUGGCAGCCAUUUUACACCUGGGAAACGUCUGCUUUGAGGCCAAGACAGAAAACAACUUGGAAACCAGUGAUGUCAGCAAGUCAGAACACUUCCCCACCGCUGCAUCACUACUGGACGUAAAGAAGUCGUCUCUGGCAACUAGUUUGACCCAUCGUUCCUUCAUGACCAACAAAGAGCGGGUGGUAAAACCUCUCAGCUGUGAACAGGCGGCCGACUGUAGAGACGCCCUCGUCAAGGCGAUCUACAACAAGCUGUUCAUUUGGAUCGUUGAAAAAGUCAACCACGUCAUCUAUAAGAAACUGGCCAAGAGCCCCAAAUCCUCCUUUCUGUCCAUCGGCCUGCUCGACAUAUUUGGCUUUGAGAACUUCCUCACAAACAGUUUUGAGCAGCUGUGCAUAAAUUUUGCCAAUGAAAAGCUGCAGCAGUUCUUCGUUGGCCACAUCUUCAAGCUGGAGCAGAAGGAAUACACGAAAGAGGACAUUGAGUGGAGUAACCUCAAGUUUAGUGACAACCAGGACAUCCUGGAUGUUCUGGCUGGGAAACCCUGUAACCUGCUGGCUCUGAUUGACGAGGAGAGCAAUUUCCCAAAGGGCACAGAUGUGACUUUGCUGAGCAAGAUGAAUAAGCAACACAAGGGAAACAAGAUCUAUGUCGCCUCCAAGAGUGAACACGACAUAGACUUUGGGAUUCACCACUUUGCGGGCGUGGUUCACUACGACUCCACAGGGUUCCUGGAGAAGAACAGAGAUGCUGUCAGCAGCGACAUCAUCAAAAUGGUCGAGAUGUCCAAGAGUAAGCUGCUCCGUCAGAUAUUCGAGAAUGAGCUUUCGACAAAUUCAGUGAAGGUGGCUAACAACAAGAAGAUCAUCAUGACGCCAAAGAGCUCUCUACGGGUCCAGACUGACAAACGGAAACAAGUGCAGACGCUGAGUGGUCAGUUCCGUCAGUCUCUGGACUCCCUCAUGAAGACUCUGUCCUUCUGCCAGCCCUACUUCAUCCGCUGCUUCAAACCCAACAACGACAAGCAGUCUCAGGUCUUUGACAGAGAGCUGUGUAUGCGUCAGCUGAGGUACUCUGGCAUGAUGGACACCAUCCGCAUCCGAAAUCUGGGAUAUCCCAUUCGCCACACCUUUGCCGAAUUCUUGAAGCGCUACAGGGUGCUCCUGAAGACGACUGUCUGUGACCCCAAAACUGAGAGUCCUGCUGCCUGUUGUGAAGCCAUCUGCAAUGCAGUGAUUGAAGGAGAGAACGAGUGGAAAAUAGGCAGGACCAAGAUUUUCCUGAAGGAUGCCCAUGAUGCCCUCCUGGAACGACUGAGGGAACAAGAACUCAGCAGGGUAGCUGUUGUGAUCCAGAGGGUCAUGCUGGGAUACAAAGACAGAAAGUCUUUUCUGAGGAAACGGAGUGCAGCUGUGGUGAUGCAAAAGAACUGGAGAGCUUACAGGGAGAAGCAAAUCCGAAUAAAGCUCCUGCGCGGCUUUCAUAGGCUGGUCUCAAAGAUCCGUGGUCGGAAGCUCCAGUUACAGUACAAAAGACAGCAAGAAGCAGCUCUUACCAUACAGACCCAGGUACGAGGCUACAAGGCGAGGACGGACUGGAAGAAAAAGAGAGAGGCGGUCAUACUGCUGCAGGCUCACACCAGAGGUCACCUGGCCAGAAAAGAAACUGACAAGAUGAAGAAUGACGCCCUCCUUAUACGUCAGGAGCAAGAGAACCAAAAGCAAAUUGCCCGGGAUCUUCAGCAGCGACUGGAAGCUAUUGCCAAGUCACAGGAAGCAAAGGAGAAGCCUAAGCCAAAAACUGACCUGAAAAUGGUGAAAAAUACUUUUGGCAUCAUGGCCGCAGAUGAAAUUGAUAUGAGGCAGGAAACACCAGAGCCAAUGGAGGAAAUAUCUCGUGAGAAUAUCUAUGAUAUCUCUGACCCGGAGUCAGAUAUCAGCACCCCAAGCCCAAAACUGGCCCCAGCCCCAAAACCAGCUCCAGCACCAGCCCCAAAAGCGGCUCCGGCCCCCGCCCUGGCCCCAUCCCCAAAAGCGACUCCAACCCCGGCCCCGGCAAGCCCAACCCCAUCACAGGAGGAAGAGGAGGAUGAUGAGUUUGAUGACGGUAGCGAGGAGUUUUCAUUCAAUAGGUUCGCCAUCCUUCACUUCCAGGGCAACGCUUCCCACACACACAUCACCCAAAGACUCAAGGAGCCUCUUCUGAACCACGACGAUGAGGGCGACAUAGUGGCAAGUCUGUCUUGCUGGUGGAUUAUCCUGCGGUACAUGGAGGACAUACCAGAGCCAAAAUCAAUAGACUCUGUAUCUCUAGCAUCCAGCACUGUCAGCUCCCGCAAUACGACUAGUCGGGGCAGGAGGCUGAGCAACCUGGUGGGACUCGACCAGAAAAUACUGAGGAAGAACAAGAAGAAGGCUGGAGGCACAAACAGAAGAGCUUCUGCUAUUCCUGAGGAGUUAGAGAACUUAACAGAGGACGAGGACAUUCUGAUCGGCGAGGGUCCAACACUGGACCGUAUACUUUCAUCCAAGGACAAACUGCACAUUAUCAUUGGAUACGGUCUAUCCAGACGAGGGAUGAGGGAUGAGAUUUACUGUCAGAUCUGCAAGCAGCUGGGGAAUAACAGCAACAGGAAAAGCCGCAUGCUAGGCUGGGAACUUCUCUCCAUCUGUCUUGGGAUCUUCCCCCCAACAGACCUCUUCAUGAAGUAUUUGGAGAAGUUUGUCCGCAAAGGCCCUAAUGGCUACGGAGAAUAUUGCUCUAAACGCCUGCGUCGUAUCGUAUCCAACGGAGAGAGAAAUGAGCUGCCCUCUUGGAAAGAGAUACAGGUUGCCAAGACAAAGUUGCCCAUAGACGUGUCUUUGACUCUGAUGGAUGAUCAGACUAUUACUCUGCCCCUGGACUCUGCCUCCACCUCUGCGGAAGUCUGCCAAGCUGUGGCCGACAAAAUUAAUCUUCGAGACACAUACGGAUUCUCCCUCUACAUCAGCCUUCAUGAGAAGAUGUGGUCUCUGGGCAGCAAUGAGAAGCACGUUUUCGAUGCGGUGUCUCAGUGCGAGCAGGAGAUGAGGAGGCAGGGCAAGCAGGAGAAGAACGCCCCGUGGAAGCUCUCCAUCCGCAAAGAAAAGUUCACACCCUGGCAUGACUGCUCAGUGGACCCAAUCGGCACAGAUCUAAUCUACAGCCAGGUCAUCAAGGGAAUCAAGCAGGGAGAGUACACCUGUGAUAAGGAUGAUGACUACGUCCAGCUGGCAGCAAAGCACUAUUACGUCACGUUUGGUGCCGAAUUCAAGAGAGACAACGUCCAGAAGGUGGUGGAAGAGUGCAUCACCACAACACUUAUCGAGAAAAAAUCUAUGGGGAAAUGGAUCCAACUCAUCAGCAAUGAACAUUUACAGGGUCCUUAUGUGAGUGGGGCAAUAAGUAAAGGGACCAUAAAAGGAGAAGUGGUGGAAAUGGCCCAAAAGAAAUGGUCCCUCGACUUCUCCAGAUUUUAUGAAGUUACAAUGACGUCAGGACCUCCUUUGCCAAAAAGCAGGUUUAUUGUGGCUGUAAACUCAAGUGGCAUCUUCUUCAUGGAUGGAAGAGACCGGAGACUCGUUGAGCUUUCUUACAUAGAGGUAAAGGAAGUCCGAAAAGUCAGUGACAGUCAUUCCACUGUCCAUUCCGUGAAUUUGGCCACACUCCGCGGACAGUUUGUCCUGAUGUGUGGGGAAGCAGAUGACAUGAUUGAUAAUAUAGAGAAAAACCUAGCUGGGCUGAGAGAGCGCUCACUGUUUGCACUGGUGCAGCAGGACAAUAAAACAGAUGACUCCACGUUCACACCUUGUAAACGAGGGGACCUGUUGGUGGUACAUAAAGAUAGAGACUAUUCUCGUGAGACCUGGAUCAAAGCAACUAACCAGCGGACCAUGAACAACGGUGCUGUCUAUAAAGACACAAUACAGUUUCUGCCAACUCUCACCAGACCCACCGACGAUAUACUGGAUCUGCUCAGUCCAGGUCACAAGAAAACUGCAACCACACAACUCACCACACAUAGAGACGAAUCUGUGGCUCCCAUCUCUUUGAAAGAGUUUGCACUUGAGAACUUCAGGCCUCCAGGUAAAGAUGUGGGACGGCAGGGCGCGGCCAGAGGAGCCGGCAGGGAGAAACUGUGGGCUAGUUCCAAAGAACCUCUCAAACAGCCCCUGAUGAAGAACCUGUUACGUCACUCAGACCUCAGCUCCCUGGCCUGCAACGCCUUCACUGCUAUCCUGAAGUAUAUGGGCGAUUACCCCAUCAAACAUGCUCGCAGUCCCGUCGAGUUGACUGACCAGAUCUUCGGUCCAGCCACCCAACAUGAAGCUCUGCAGGAUGAGAUCUACUGCCAGAUUAUGAGACAGAUGAGCAGCAACAAUAACAGGUUGAGCAUGGAGCGCGGGUGGCAGCUGCUGUGGCUAUGUACAGGCUUGUUCCUGCCCAGUCCGAGUUUGAUGUCACACACUCAACGAUUCCUGGAGACGCGGCCCAGAGACACGCUGUCUGCUGGCUGCCUGCAAAGGCUGAAGGGGAUGAGCAGCAAGGAGCCCAGGAAGCUUCCUCCCCAUCUGGCAGAAGUGGAUGCCAUCCAACAGAACAGCACUCAGAUCUUCCAUAAAAUCCACUUCCCAAAUGACACAAAUGAUAUAUUAGAGGUGACAUCGACAACCACAAUCAACGACCUGUGCCGCGAUAUUGCCACCCAUCUCAACCUGAACUCAACCGACGGAUACGGGCUCUACUUGAAAACACCAAACAAGGUCCAGAGUUUGGAAGACGACAAAUAUUUCUUUGACAGUUUAAGGGAGACGUCCGACACUCAGAAGAAAGGAAAAAAAGCCAAAGAAGGCACCACAGCCAACAUGCCUUACCUGGUGAUCUUUAAGAGGAAGCUCUGGUUCAAUGUGAGCCCAGGAAAAGAUCUGAAUGCAGACCUCAUGUUCCAUUUCCCACAGGAGCUGCCUAAGUACCUGCGGGGAUACCACGAUUGCUCCAAAGAGGAAAUGAUCGACCUGGGUGGGCUGCUCUUCAGAGUCGAAGUGGAUUCAGACAGGUCGCAGUUUGUCAUGAUCCCCAGAAUACUGAAUAAACUGGUUCCUGCUGACCAGAUAAAAAUCAUGUCCCCAGAGGAGUGGAAGAAGAACAUCAUCGCCUCUUACAACAAGCAGAGUGGCAUGACAGUGCAGGAGGCCAAAAUUGCCUUCUUGCAAGGCAUCUCGGGCUGGACAACCUUCGGCUGUGCCUUCUUUGAAGUUAAACAAACAUGUGAAAAUAGCUACCCAAACAGACUUUGGGUUGCCAUCAGCAAGCAAGGUGUGAGCUUCAUAGACCCAGAGACAAAGGAGAUGCUUAUCAUGCACCCAUACGGCCGGCUCACAGAGUACUGCAGUGGAGACGACUUCUUCGAGAUGACCAUCGGCACCCUGGUUAGAGGCUACACCUUUGUCUGUGAAACCAAAAAGGGUUUCACAAUUGAGGACCUUCUUAGAUCAUACGUCAAACUGUAUGAGAGUCAGCGGCAGGCUUAUAAACCAAGAAACUACAUGUUCACCUCUCUUCAAGGGAGAAAGGACAGUAUUGACCUGAUGUGA
Messenger RNA from Scomber japonicus (chub mackerel), 6564 nucleotides. RefSeq names its product unconventional myosin-VIIb-like. The record is from RefSeq and is a predicted model, not a curated record. The coding region runs from base 1 to 6564 and encodes 2187 amino acids. Gene Ontology annotation, cellular component: myosin complex; cytoskeleton. The transcript has 49 exons. Gene Ontology annotation, molecular function: cytoskeletal motor activity; ATP binding; protein binding. Lineage: Eukaryota; Metazoa; Chordata; Actinopteri; Scombriformes; Scombridae.